This is a messenger RNA of Pseudozyma hubeiensis SY62, 1908 nucleotides long. Its product is annotated as RNA polymerase-associated protein LEO1. Gene Ontology annotation, biological process: transcription elongation by RNA polymerase II; positive regulation of transcription elongation by RNA polymerase II. Bases 1 to 1908 code for a protein of 635 amino acids. Gene Ontology annotation, cellular component: Cdc73/Paf1 complex; nucleus. NCBI's taxonomy places the organism in Eukaryota, Fungi, Basidiomycota, Ustilaginomycetes, Ustilaginales, Ustilaginaceae. The transcript has a single exon. The record is from RefSeq and is a predicted model, not a curated record. Gene Ontology annotation, molecular function: RNA polymerase II C-terminal domain phosphoserine binding.
AUGUCGGACCAGGAGACUGCGACGACAGCAGCAGCGGCUAACGACGCCGCUGCCACCGAGCAGAUGUCGGUAUCGGCUGCACAAGCAGAAGCAGCCUCGACAACCGCCGCGUCUCAAGAAUCAGCCGAAGCAGCCGGCGGAAAUCUGGAAGACACACUGUUCGGAGAUGAUGACGACGACGAAGAGGAGCAGGUGCGCGCUGUUCAGCGAGCAAAGAACGUUGAUGCUGUCGAGCGCAGCGCACCCAUCGACGCCGGCGAUGACGAUGAAGACGACGAAGACGAAGGCGUGCAUCGCAAAGUUCGCCGACCGCGACAGCGCGUCGCUUCCGCCUCGGCUUCUCCACCUCCGACCGGAUCAAACGGUCUUGCCGCACCCCCGCCCCUUGACCCCUCUUCUCCUAUCCGCGCGAGCAACGGUCAAUCCGACCGAUCAUCCCGCUCCGCCAGCCCCUACGGUCUCGAAGGCUCCCAAGACCUGGACGAAGACGCAAGGCGUCAACUCGAGUACAAGGAAGACGACGAAGAAGAUCUUCAACCCGACGACAACAUCGAAGUCGCCCACCUCGCCCUUCCCCAACUACCCGUCCGAAGAACGAAGGAACACUGGCUCGCAAGGAUACCGCAUUUCCUGCGCUACGUCACCGCUCCUUUUGAUGCGGACAAGUGGGACGAGGAGCAAGAGGAAAAGAUGCUGGUGGAAGAAGGCUUCAAUUCCGGAUUCGGUAACGAUGUUGGAGCUGCGAGUCUGUUGAGGACUUCCAACACGAUUCGUUGGAGGUAUACCGACCAAGUGGAUGAGGAUGGUGCCAAAGUGCCCGAGUCAAACGCACGGAUCGUUCGCUGGAGUGACGGCACCAUGUCGUUGCAAGUCGGUAGUGAACUGUUCGACAUCACGCAGCAGACGGAGAAGGGACGUGUUUCGACCACCAAUACGGGUACCAACACGCCGCAGAUGGGUACCAGCUCGCAAUCUGCCGGACCGUCAUCGUCACAGCUGUUGAGUCAAGCGACGCAAAGCAUGCCCAUGGGAUCCAGCGGAUCGUCUAACCGACCCGCACAGUCCCUCUCCUACCUCGUAGUGCCGCACGAGCGCGAGCAGGUCAUGGAAGCACAAGGUCCCAUCGCCGGCACACUCGCCUUCACCCCCGCCGAUACCCAGUCCGAAACCCAUCGUCGCAUCGCCAAGGCUCUUCGAUUCCAAAAGACCGCGCGUGUCGUCGCCACCGCCGCCGGUGCAGGCGCGCUCGAUCCCGAGGUGGAAAAAGCCCGCAUCGAAAAGGACCUCAAGGACGCCGAAAAGAAACGCAUCCGCGAACGCGAGAAGCUGGAUCGUCAGAACGGCAAGUUCGACGACGACAUGUUCGACGUCGAUGCACGUCGAAAGACCCGCUACGCCUCCGGACGGAAGAGCGGCGGUGCUUCUCGAAAUGCAGGCUACUACAGCGACGACAGCGAUCUUGGCGGUGGUGAUGCUGCGGACGACAUCGGACGCGUGGGAAGCAAGCGUGGGGGUGCCGCUUCCCAGCGUUACGCCGAAGACGACGAUGACGGCUUCAUCGUCGACGACGAAGGUGACGAGGACGAGGAUGAGGAUGGUCAGGGUAGGAGUGGUGGUGGACGAAGGAAGAAGAAGCGUUCAUCGGACGAUGAGGAUGCGAUGGAGGUGGAUGACGAGCCUGAUGAGAUGGAGUUGGCAGAGCAGAAGAUCGAGGAGGCCGAACGCGCCAGGAAGAAGGCCCUCGGUGGUGGUGGUGAGUCCAAGGACAGACCGCGCCGACCAGAACCCGCCUUCUCCUCGGACGAGGAUGAUCAGGAUGGUGAGGGAGACGAUGACGCCGCGGCUGCUCAGGACUCUAGUCAGACGCUCGCCAGGAAGAAGCGCAUCAUCGAAAGCGACGAAGAGUAG